AUGCCCGAGGAUCUCGCGGCUCUUAAGCGUCAACGUACGACCUUGAAAGGUUCGUGUACGCGUAUCAAAACGUAUGUUGAGGGGAUUGCGGCCCCAAGCCCGGUGAUACUCGCGCAGAUUGAGAAACGCAAACUUAAGUUAGAUCACUUUUUCACGGAGUACAACCGAUUGCAAUGUAAGAUAGAGGCGCUAGACAAAAAUGAGUACUUGCGUGCAUCAUUGACGGGCGACGCAAGCAGCGUCGUCAAUUCAUUAGAAAUUUUGGGCGCUAAUUAUAUGGUCGCGUGGAAUUUACUAAAGGAACGCUAUGACAAUAAACGCGUUAUCGUGCAAAAUCAUAUUAAGGCUUUAAUGAGCCUACCGUCAAUGAUAAAAGAAAACUCCUCAGAACUGCGCCAGAUUGCAGAUGGCGCUGCUAAGCACUUACACGCGCUAGAAGCCUUGAAGCAACCUACUGACAAGUGGGACGAUAUUUUAACAUACGUGUUAAGCUCUAAAUUCGAUAACCUCACGCUUCGCGAAUGGCAAUCGUCACUCACGGGCUCCGAAUUGCCUACGCUUAAACAAUUUUUUACAUUCAUUACGCAUCAUUGCCAAACUCUUGAAGCAACCUCCAAGUCAAGUGCUCACGCUGCAAAGAGCGACUCAAGGCCUAACCAAUCGGGUUCUCAAUUGAAACGUCGUUUGCCCUGUGCCGCUACAGUCAAGCUCAAGUGCAACUAUUGUCAGGGAGAGCAUUUAAUAUACAAUUGCAAGGAUUUUCUAACACUUCCGGUUGCCCAAAGAGUAUCAGAAGUCCGCGGUCGAUGUUGCAAGGUGUGUCAAGCAAGGUAUAACACUUUGCUACAUGUGAGCACUUCACUCAAGUCAUCAAAUGACAGUGCAACUAAGGGUGAUGACAUGCAACCAGCCGUGUCUUCCACCGUCUUGACAACGCAUGCCAUCAGUCAGCGCGAUAGCGAUCAUCGUGUUUUAUCCAUCGCGGUUGUCUACGCCUUUGAUCACGAAGGCUCGCCUAAGUUUUGCAAGGCGUUACUAGAUUGCGGCUCACAGAUCAAUUUCGUUUCUAGAAAAUUCGUAGAGUCCCUCUCCUUGAGACCAAGAAAUUUCAAUCUCUCGAUAUCCGGAGCAAACGGUGCUACCACUAUGUCUUCACAAGCCGUCCGAUUAAGAAUACAAUCGAGAAUAAAUUCUUAUACGACGGUUAUCGACUGUGUAGUUGCCGAUCAAGUCACGGAUAAAGUUCCAAUCGUUUCUUUCAAACGGUGCAAUUCUGCCAUAAGCAAUACUACGUUACAUGAACAAUUGAACAAGUUUUGUCAAAUGGAGGACAAUUUCGCACUUUCGAGCAAUUACACGCCGGAGGAAGCAUUUUGCGAACAGCAUUUCUUAGCGAACGUAACGCAAAAUCACGAAGGAAGGUAUAUUGUCAAGCUCCCGAUCAAAGAGCAUCUUCUUGACGCUCUCAAGGACUCCAAGGCAAAUGCCUUGCAAAGAUUCACCUAUCUGGAGAAACGCUUCAAUCGUGAUCCUUUAUUAAAGAGCGAGUACUCGCGCUUCAUGCAAGAGUAUAUUUCCCUGGGCCAUAUGCGCCUAGCAGACCCGCAACCACAGGAAGAAGGUAUGUCAUUCUAUUUGCCGCAGCAUUGCGUGUUCAAGGGCCAGGAUCGUAGUUCAAAGAUACGCGUGGUUUUUGAUGCGUCGUGCAAGAGCCGCAACGGCUUAUCACUCAAUGAUGUGUUGAUGGUCGGCCCCGUCGUCCAACAGGACUUAGCUACAAUUCUGAUCCGAUUCCGCACUUUCCAAUACGUUCUGGUUGCCGACAUAAUUAAAAUGUACCGGCAGGACCCUCCAUCGUCUCAGCAAAACUCAUUCUGCAAGAACUAUGGCAGGCGGGAGAUUGAGACAAAUCCGUUCCUCAGGACAUCCAGACUCGUUGGUCUGACUUCCGAGCGCAAUUAUUAG
This is a messenger RNA of Solenopsis invicta (red fire ant), 1965 nucleotides long. RefSeq lists its product as uncharacterized. The record is from RefSeq and is a predicted model, not a curated record. The coding region runs from base 1 to 1965 and encodes 654 amino acids. The transcript has 5 exons. Lineage: Eukaryota; Metazoa; Arthropoda; Insecta; Hymenoptera; Formicidae.